Molecule: messenger RNA, 892 nt
Organism: Pteronotus mesoamericanus
Lineage: Eukaryota; Metazoa; Chordata; Mammalia; Chiroptera; Mormoopidae
Product: WASH complex subunit 1-like
Exons: 6
Coding region: 167-892 (241 amino acids)
Biological process (GO): exocytosis; Arp2/3 complex-mediated actin nucleation; endocytic recycling
Cellular component (GO): WASH complex; early endosome; recycling endosome
Molecular function (GO): gamma-tubulin binding; alpha-tubulin binding
Source: RefSeq, a predicted model, not a curated record
CGGGGAGGGCCGGGCGCAGACUGCAGCUUCCGUGAGGCCGAGCGCGAGCGAGCCUCCGCCAGAUGCGGAUGGGGCCGCAGACUCUGCGCCCGGGUUGACUUCCGACUGCGCUGUUCGCCUUGCUGCCCGCCUUGGAAGUGGCGCUGGGGCUCUGCCCACCAGUACCAUGACUCCCAUGAGGACCCAGCACUCGUUGGCAGGUCAGACCUACACAGUGCCCCUCAUCCAGCCCGAUCUGCGGCGAGAGGAGGCCAUCCAGCAGAUAGCAGAUGCCCUGCAGUACCUGCAGAAGGUCUCCGGAGACAUCUUUAGCAGGAUCUCCCAGCGAGUGGAACUGAGCCGGAGCCAGCUGCAGGCCAUUAGGGAGAGGGUCUCCUUAGCCCAGGCCAAGAUUGAGAAGAUCAAGGGCAGCAAGAAGGCCAUCAAGGUGUUCUCCAGUGCCAAGUACCCAGCUCCUGAGCACCUGCAGGAGUACAGUUCCAUCUUCACGGGUGCCCAGGACUUUGGCCUGCAGAGACGCCCCCGCCACAGAAUCCAGAGCAAACACCGCCCCCUGGAUGAGCGGGCCCUGCAGGAGAAACUGAAAUACUUCCCUGUGUGUGUGAACACCAAGUUGGAACCUGAGGAUGAGGCCGAGGAAGGGCUUGGGGGUCUUCCCAGCAACAUCAACUCCGUCAGCUCCUUGCUGCUCUUCAACACCACUGAGAACCUGUACAAAAAGUAUGUCUUCCUGGACCCCUUGGCUGGUGCUGUAACAAAGACCCAUGUGAUGCUGGGCGCAGAGACAGAGGAGAAGCUAUUUGAUGCCCCUUUGUCCAUCAGCAAAAGAGAGCAGCUGGAGCAACAGGUAGAAAUAGACGAUGGUUGGGUGGGUGCAGGUACAGCUGCGUGA